AUGGUAUUCGUGGGGUACUGCAAUCAACAGAAAGCGUACCGUUUUUUGGAUAAGGACACCGGAAGAAUCACCAUAAGCCGUGACGUUCGCUUCAUGGAGAACCUGGAAUUCGGAUCGGAGAAGGCACAGGGAAGAUCGUCGGCGUCGGAAGGACUGCCGCCGGCGGGAAAAUCGACGGAAGUGCCAGCAAAUGUUCCAGAUGCUGAUGAUUCGAUUGUGGAGUUGGACCCGCUGCCGAAAAGGAACGAGAAGCCGAAUAGUGAUGAAGCGGAAGACUUUUACGAUACUUCGGAAGUGUUUUCGAGUGGAGAAGAAAAUGGUGCCGAAUCUGAAGGAGAAGUCCAGCCAAGCGGCGGACAGCCGGCGGAGCAGCCGGAUCGGCGACGUGCAACCCGCGGACAGUUGCCAGUGAGAUUCAGCGAUUACGAGAUGGGCAUGGUAGCACUCGAAACAGACGAACCGACCACGUACAAGGAAGCGAUUACUUGCGGCGAGAAGAAGAAGUUGGUAGCUGGGAUGACAGAGGAGUACUGUUUAUUGAUGUCCAACCAGACAUGGGAGGUUCUCGUUCCCGGCGAAACGGAACGUAAUCGGGAGUAA
Molecule: messenger RNA, 600 nt
Organism: Armigeres subalbatus
Lineage: Eukaryota; Metazoa; Arthropoda; Insecta; Diptera; Culicidae
Exons: 1
Coding region: 1-600 (199 amino acids)
Source: RefSeq, a predicted model, not a curated record